AUGGCAGGAGAUAAGAACAGCGUACUGAAGGUCACCGGCCGGGCUGGGAUUGCUCGUAGAACUAGGGCUACUAAGAAGACCAAGAAUCCAUCCCAGGUGCUUUUAAAAACAAGCGAUAUCACGUGUGACAGAAUCUGGUCGUUAUAUAAAAGCUACCCCUUCUUUAUGAAAGGAAAACCUCUCCAUCUUCCUAAAUACGAGAUACCACAGCCCUCAAAUACCUUGUUGUCCUGGGCUAAGUCAGGGUCCAGCAGCCGUUCCUCCGCAGAGACUGAUGGCAGCGAGGCACAAGCAAGUCAGGCUGAAAUCGUCAUUCCAGUGCGCGAAAACAAACUGCAGGAGCCUCAUGGUGAACCUCCAGCGUGGGCUGAGGAUCGAGUUGUGCUUGCAGAUGCACUUCCAUGGUUUCAUUCAGUACAGGGAGGCUGCUAUUACCUUGACAACAUCUGCCGUGGCGUGCUGAUGGAUGGAGACUGUGGCGACCGAUCACACAUAGAUGAUGAGGUUGUCAUCACCAGAGUGGGCGGCUCAUGCAAGAAGACUAAGGAAGGCAAGUUGGUCAUGACCAAAGACCACGAUCCCAAUGGUCCUAUCCUUCGGUCUCUCGUAAAUUCCAUGAGGUUUGAGAUUCCUGUCGGCCUCAUACUAGGGGGUAAAAAUACCGAUUGCCGCGUAAAGGUCCCAUAUAAUUAUAAUGUGUUGGGCUUUUUCAGGAUUACGGAUAUCUGGUUCGAGCAAGUCGGAAAGUUCAAAGGUGCUCAGUUACGCUUCGAAAAGCUCGACCUCACAACCAAAAGCUGGUGGUCACCUAAGGGCUCAGCUGACCCCCUUCCCCUGAAGGAGCGCGAGUCCGUGACGCCAGCACAAGACCCGGUCUGCAUCUCAUGCUCAAAGGGGACAGCUCAGGUCUUUGCAGAAGGUUGGAUGUGCCUUAACCCGUUAUGCACCGAAUUUUGGAAAAUGAAUGGGUCAAUGCCGGCGCCACAGCUCACUUUCGCCCAGGAAUUUCUGACAAAAAGGUCAAAACCAACCAAUUCUGUCCAGCCUCCUUGCAGUUUGGUGCCUGACCUCCUUUCGACUUUUUCCAAUGACCAUACCGACGUCACUGGCACACGUAUGGCGUGGAAAGGAAUCGUCUGCCCGGAGUGCAGAGCGUGCAUUGCCAGAAUCCAUUGGAGGUGGUGGGAAUGCUCGACACCCGGCUGCACAUUCCGAUACAGCCCACCAAUGAACCAUGUUUCUUUACGAUCUGUGUUGCCUGAUUUGGAGAUGGGUGCCUCGGGACAUAGGCUACCAACUAUCCCUAAGGAUACAAGCUCCAUGCCAACAAUUCAAUACAUGAAAAACUACCGUAAAGACACCUUUGUUCUCCCGGGUGCUGGCGUUGUGACCCAUUUUGCGGCAAAUCGAACCAUAAACAGCCGGCCACGCGGACCUGAUGAUCUUUUCAACAAACUGCAGGUGGAAGACCUAGGUCUUAGAAGAUACCCUAUCUCUCCUUGUAUAGUUGCUGGAACCCUGACUUCUCACUUUGCCGUUAACUAUGUUAUCAUCAGUGCUCUCGAACGUCUCAAAUGGGCGACGAAGCAAACAGUGAAGGAAGAAGAGUUCCAGACGCCUAACGAGCUCCUUGCGCUUGGAUACUUUGAGGACAUGUCGAUCGGAUACCAUGACGAUGGCGAAUCAUCCCUUGGACCGACCAUCGCAACACUCUCGCUCGGAGCACCGGCAACCAUGCUGGUCCGGAUGAAGGACGAGUACUAUAACGGCUUCCGGAAAAGAGACAAGGAGAAGAUAUACCUGCAACACGACCCGGUUCUUCCAGGAUGCGCUAACGAAGAGGCAAGAGCCGAACUUGCACGGAAGUUCCACGCGAGCGAAAUUACCGCAGAAGAGUAUCUUACUGCGCGACAAGCUCUGCCCACACCAAGAAGAGAGGCGCCGCCCCUCUGUACGAUGGCGCUCAAUCAUGGUGACUUGGCCGUUAUGCACGGACCUGAUUUACAGAAGUACUAUGAGCACUCUGUUAUACCCUCAGGCCGACUUCGAUUCGCUCUAACUGCUCGAUACGUGAUGCCUGACGAGGUGCCAGUUUCUGAGCACUGGAAAGAUAAAUCUCCGUGUGCAUCGCCUGGGCCAAACCAAGAGGCCCGUCAAAAAUAG
Microsporum canis CBS 113480 is the source of this 2163-nucleotide messenger RNA. RefSeq lists its product as hypothetical. Gene Ontology annotation, biological process: DNA repair. The transcript is spliced from 9 exons. The record is from RefSeq and is a predicted model, not a curated record. NCBI's taxonomy places the organism in Eukaryota, Fungi, Ascomycota, Eurotiomycetes, Onygenales, Arthrodermataceae. The coding region runs from base 1 to 2163 and encodes 720 amino acids.